Molecule: messenger RNA, 1420 nt
Organism: Nylanderia fulva
Lineage: Eukaryota; Metazoa; Arthropoda; Insecta; Hymenoptera; Formicidae
Product: glutathione synthetase
Biological process (GO): positive regulation of mitochondrial translation; glutathione biosynthetic process
Cellular component (GO): cytosol
Molecular function (GO): glutathione binding; ATP binding; glutathione synthase activity
Source: RefSeq, a predicted model, not a curated record
UGUUUUACUUACGUUGAGGAGUACAAAAUUAUUAAAAUUAUUUUGUACAGAAAUAUAUAUUUCUUGUACGCACAAGAAUAGUGCAAAUUAUAUUAGUGUAUAGUUUUGACUGUACAAAAUCUAAUAAAAUGAGUCUCGCUAUGAUUCAUAGAUUUGUGUUAUCAAGCUGCAGAAGUAAAAUUAACGUUGAUGCUUGUUGGGGCAUCGCAACAAAUUUAAGAGCUAUGCAAAUAAAGCCAGUGGUGGUGCAGAUUGAGUUUUCCACACAUAUAAUGUGCAAAGUUCACAGGAGACUUUUUCACAAUUCUAUAAUCUUACAACUGCAGAAGAAUAAAUUUAAGGAAAAUGCAACUGACAUCGUAGAAAGUAUAUCUACAUUGCAAAUGAAGAAGAGGCCUAGAAGAAAUAAAGUUGUGAUCGAUGACAAGGUUCCAAAACCUGAUACAUGGAAUGUAAAAGCUUUAGCUACGGCAGAAGAGUAUAACUUGGAAGCUUUAGCUUACGGCCUGCUGGAUCAGCAACUUUAUAUUCCCAGUAAAAUAUCUACUUCCACGAAUUCCUUGCCCGAUGUUAUACAUGCGGUGGCAAAAUACGAAGUGGGACACGAACCACGGGAGAUCUUUUUCUUUCGAGAGGGUAGUAUCGUCAUGUGGAAUAUUUCCGAUCUCGAAUGUGGCAACCUAUUGCAGUUUCUGAAAAAUUACGAGCAGAAUCGUUACAUAAAGGAGCUGAUUCACACCGAAAGCGAGUUGAUGCAUUACACUUAUGCGGAUUUCGGGAAGAAGAGUCACUUGAAGGACGGCGACAUCAUCUUGGCUCGAGACACCGGAAACUUGGACAAGCUGGACAAGUAUACAUUCUCUAAUGCCAUGGCGCAAUCUGUCAAAUUAGGCAUCUGGGAGGCAUCGUUGAAUCGUUACGUCGAUUCGAUCGAAUUUGUUACGGAAGAUCUGAAAGCCGGAAGGAAGCUUCAGAUGACGCAGCAGGAGGUGUUGAGGAAACAGGGCGAACUUUUUGCUCUCAGGCAUCGGAUUAAUCUCACCUCGGAUUUGUUGGAUACGCCAGAUUUUUACUGGGAACGAGACGAUCUCGAAAACUUGUAUCAACACAUUUGCGGAUACUUUAGCAUCACAAAGCGUACGAGAGUGAUGAAUGAAAGAUUAAACCACUGUGUGGAAUUGGUAAGCAUUUUAUCGUCGCACUUGAGUGACCGUCAUCACGUUCGUUUGGAAUGGAUGAUAAUCAUUCUUAUCAUGGUGGAAGUCGCUUUCGAAGUUCUGCAUUACAUCGAACGAUAUCUUGUAAAAUAGCAGCCUAAGACGAUGCUUUGUACAAAAGUCAAGUAACAUACUCCAGCAUUUAUUAUUGCGCUAAUAUAUAUUAUGGACCAAAAUUAUAAACUGAAACUCGUGCCUCUUUA